Molecule: messenger RNA, 1989 nt
Organism: Sphenostylis stenocarpa
Lineage: Eukaryota; Viridiplantae; Streptophyta; Magnoliopsida; Fabales; Fabaceae
Source: the annotation of a GenBank genome assembly
AUGUCUAUGUCCGAUUCCGAUUCCUCCUCUUAUUUCGGCGAUUGCAAAAGUUUCAAACUAAUAAGCCGCGAGCGAUUAUUACAUGAAAUGCUGAGGUCAACAAAAACGGGGGAUUCCAAACCAACUUGGAAGGUACUAAUAAUGGACAAACUUACUGUAAAGAUAAUGUCUCACUCAUGCAAGAUGACUGAUAUCACCGAUGAAGGUGUUUCAUUGGUGGAAGACAUAUACAAGCGAAGGCAGCCAUUGCCCUCCAUGGAUGCUAUAUAUUUCAUCCAGCCAACCAGAGAGAAUGUAAUUAUGUGUUUAUCAGACAUGUCUGGAAGGACACCCUUGUACAAGAAAGCAUUUAUUUUCUUCAGUUCAAGUAUUUCCAAAGAAUUAGUUAUGGAUAUUAAGAAAGAUACAAAGGUGUUGCCUCGAAUAGGUGCAUUGAGAGAGAUGAAUUUGGAGUAUUUUCCUAUAGACAGCCAGGGUUUCAUCACAAAUAAUGAGAGGGCAUUAGAGGAGCUAUUUGGGGAUGAAGAGAAUACUCAUAGAGGUGUUACAUGUUUGAAUGUGAUGGCAAAACGAAUUGCCACAGUUUUUGCUUCCUUAAGAGAAUUUCCUUCAGUUCGCUUUCGUGCUGCCAAGUCCCUAGAUGCAACCACGAUGACAACUUUCUGUGAUCUUAUACCUACAAAGCUUGCUGCUGGAGUCUGGGACAGUCUUAUGAAAUAUAAAAAAUGUAUACCUAAUUUUCCUCAGACAGAGACCUGUGAAUUGCUCAUUCUUGACAGAUCUAUUGAUCCGAUUGCUCCCGUGAUACAUGAAUGGACCUAUGAUGCCAUGUGUCAUGAUUUGCUGAAUAUGGAGGGAAAUAAAUAUGUUCACGAAGUUCCUGGCAAAUCUGGUGGUCCACCAGAGAGAAAAGAUGUUCUUUUGGAAGAACACGAUCCUGUAUGGCUUGAACUUCGCCAUGCUCAUAUUGCAGAUGCUAGUGAAAGGCUGCAUGAGAAGUUGACCAACUUCGUUUCAAAGAACAAAGCUGCACAAAUACAACAUGUUUCACGAGGUAGCGGUGAUAUGUCAACUAGGGAUAUACAAAAGAUGGUCCAAGCACUUCCACAAUACAGUGAACAAGUUGACAAGCUCUCCCUCCAUAUAGAAAUUGCAGGAAAGAUUAAUAGAAUCAUUAGGGAGUCGGGACUACGGGAACUUGGCCAGCUGGAGCAAGAUCUUGUUUUCGGAGAUGCAACAACAAAAGAUGUGAUCAAAUUUUUUACCACGAAAGAAGAUAUAACCCAUGAAAAUAAGUUGCGCCUGUUAAUGAUUCUUGCCUGUGUUUAUCCUGAGAAAUUUGAGGGAGAAAAGGGUCUGAAUUUGAUGAAGCUAGCAAAACUGACGGAAGAGGAUAUGAGUGUUGUGCAUAAUUUGAGAAUGCUUGGGGGACAACCAGUUACCAAAAAAAAUUCGACCUCUGCUUUUGGUCUUAAGUUUGAUAUCCGUAAGAAGAAGCGUGCUGCAAGGAAGGAGCGUCCCGGUGAAGAAGAGAAAUGGCAGCUAUCACGCUUUUAUCCAAUAAUAGAGGAACUCAUUGAAAAACUCGCCAAAAAUGAAUUGUCAAAGGAAGAUUAUCCAUGUUUGAAUGAUCCAAGUCCAUCUUACCACGGCUCACCCUUUUCUUGGCCUUUAAACCAAAGUCCUCAUUCUAUGAGAUCAAGACGAACACCAAGUUGGGCUCGACCGCGAGGUUCUGAAGAUGGAUAUUCAAGCGAUUCGGUGCUUAGACAGGCAUCGAGUGAUUUCAGGAGGGUGGGGCAACGAAUCUUUGUAUUCAUUGUCGGUGGCGCAACCAGAUCUGAGCUUAGGGUUUGCCAUAAGCUUACCGAAAAGCUAAAGAGGGAGAUUAUUCUCGGCUCAUCAAGUCUUGAUGACCCUGCACAAUUUAUUACGAAAUUAAAGAUGAUAACGACGCACGAGCUUUCAUUAGAUGAUAUCCAGAUAUGA